AUGGGUCCCGCCUCCGCCACACAGAAGUCCAACAAUGCCAAGGACAAGAAACACACCUCUCGAGCUUCGAGCGUCUCCAAGGCUGAACCAGAGAGCCCUACUGAAAAUGGAUCCGAGCCUGCUUACCUCAAGGAGUUACAGAAGAGCCUUCGCAAUGCGGUGAAGAAGCUGAACGCUACCGCGAAGGUCGACAUCAUCAUCUCCGAAAACCCAGGCAAAUCGCUCGACGAACUUGUGGAGGAGAAGAAGAUUAAUGGAGAUCAGAGAGCGCAGGCACUGAAGAAGCCUGCUCUCCAAGCUACAAUCUCGCAAAUCGAGGAACAGAUUGGUCAUUACAAAGAAAUUGCUGCCCAAUACGAGGAGAAAUUGGUGAGCCAGAAGGCGGCUAUUACCAAGGGUCAUCAAGAGGAGCUGGAGGCUGUACGCGCAAAUGCUGUAGCCGAUGCGACUGAAACUACUGCACAGGCUCUGCGUGAAAAAUUGCUCACCGUGAGCAAGUUCCUUUGUGCCGCAGCCAAUUUGCGACGCGCCGGAGACGAGACAGCCGAGGGCCGAGCCUUUGAAGCUGUUCUAUACCAAGUUUAUGGAGGUAGCCAGGAUGCUGUGACGUCCAUGGUGAAGCUUAUCGAGGGAUCGGAUGAAAAGCUGCAGGAUAUCGAGGGCGGGGCCUUGGAUCUCACUUACGGAGAUGUGAAGCAGACAUCCAACCAACACGCACCCGUCGAAGAGCCUACCCAAACCGCUACCGAUUCUACUAUUACCUCCGAUCCAACUCUCGUCAAUGCUGGCUUGACCGAGCUCCAGGACACUUCAAUUAGCGCUGCGGCUGCCACUCAGGCUGAGAGCUCCGCUCCUCAAGUUGACCAAGUGGCCCCGCCGGCCCAGACUGCAACUGGAAAUGGAGGUAACCAGGUGGCUGAUGCAACCUAUGAUCCUACUUCCAUGACUUCUUCAGCCACUACCGAUGGCUGGGUUGAAAUUCCGCGUGACCCUGCCGAGACCGAGACUGGCCUUCAAGCUACCCCCGCCAACAAUGAGACCCACAAUGCUAGUGAGGACGCAUCAGGUGCCAAGGGUAACUCUGGCCGUGGCCGUGGCCGUAAUGGACGCGGUCGGGGUGAUGGGUCUCGUGGUGGACGUGGCCGCGAGAAUCGCGGUCGAGGUGACCACCGGGGUCGCGGUCGGGGUGGCGGCCGUGGUGGCAAGCGUGGUGGUGCCAAUGGCUCUCCAACUGCUACACCUACAGGUGAAAAGCAGUAG
Molecule: messenger RNA, 1260 nt
Organism: Penicillium angulare
Lineage: Eukaryota; Fungi; Ascomycota; Eurotiomycetes; Eurotiales; Aspergillaceae
Exons: 4
Coding region: 1-1260 (419 amino acids)
Source: RefSeq, a predicted model, not a curated record